AACGAGGCUUCCAAUGCAUUACUCGCUUCUCUAUUUGAUAUUGUUCCUCUCGCUUGUGUUGUGUGUACGUGCCGGUGAUGAUGAGGAUGAUUAUGAUGAUGAUUAUGAGGAUGAACAAGUCUUGACUGUGUGGAAGACAAAGACAAAAAUUGUCGACAGCCACACCCCAGUAUACGACAAUGGCGGCAGAGAAGACGACAAAGUAGAUACUGUGGAUGAGAAUGACAAAGACUCCAAGUCCGGGCAUGACAUUGAUACUGAGAUCGAUAAGGAGGAAGACAAUAGUACCGAGAGUGUUUCAUUGAACGAAGAAGAAGUCGACGAUGUUCCAGUUGCUUCUGUGAUUGCGAUUGACGAGGAGCAGGAAGAUCAGUUGAUUAAGAACUUUGCUGCUGCUAUUUCUGAAGUUCCUGCCUCUGCUCCUGCUCCUGCCUCUGCCUCUGCCUCUGCCUCUGCCAGUAAUGCUAUCAAUGUUAAGCAGGCAUCUGUUAUUUCUUCACUCACAAGUGCCCAGUCUGCUUCUCGGUCAGCCAGCUCUUCCUACAGCUCAAGCUCAACUGUGAGCUCAGCAAGUGGUCUCAAGAUUAGCAUUAGUAUAGCUGUUGCUUCAAUGAUACUUGUUGUUGCACUCAUCUUUUAACAUUAUUGACCCUAGUAAAUUUUAGUUUACCCUUAGAGUCCCAACAAUUGCAUUUAUUUUAUUGCUUUAUUUAGGUUACCCUAUUUUUUUUUAUUAAAAAAGUACAAUAAAGUGGAUUGAAUAUUCACAAAUUAGACCUU
Molecule: messenger RNA, 780 nt
Organism: Phycomyces blakesleeanus NRRL 1555(-)
Lineage: Eukaryota; Fungi; Mucoromycota; Mucoromycetes; Mucorales; Phycomycetaceae
Exons: 2
Coding region: 14-640 (208 amino acids)
Source: RefSeq, a predicted model, not a curated record